Molecule: messenger RNA, 6409 nt
Organism: Pelodiscus sinensis (Chinese soft-shelled turtle)
Lineage: Eukaryota; Metazoa; Chordata; Testudines; Trionychidae
Gene: CUL4B
Product: cullin 4B
Biological process (GO): ubiquitin-dependent protein catabolic process
Cellular component (GO): cullin-RING ubiquitin ligase complex
Molecular function (GO): ubiquitin protein ligase binding
Source: RefSeq, a predicted model, not a curated record
GGUACGGCAGCCGACAAGGAUCAAACCAACCCCGUCCACGGUGGGGUGGGCGGGCACGGGAUCCUACAGGGAGCCAACCCAGCCCCUCCCCCUCCUGCUGCCACGCGGAGUCGGGCUGUAACCACGCCUCCUGCCGUCCGACGUACCCCACGCUCCGGAGCGCGAGGGGAUAACGACCCGUUCCGUCACCCGGCGCGAGCAGCCGGCACCAUGAUCACUUCCGGUUUCUCUUCCCCCAACCCCCCACCAGCAGCUCAGGAGGUCAGACCUGCCACUGAUGGUAAUAGCAGCAGCAGCUCCUCUUCCUCCUGCAAGAAGAGAAAGUUAAACAACAGCAGCAACAACUCUGAAAAAGAAGAGUUUGAUUCCAUUUCCUCCUGCUCCUCUUCUCCUUCUAAAAACUCAUCAUCUUCCUCUAUCAUCACCGCCUCUUCUGGUGGCCCCUCAUCCAACCAUCACCUGCAGAAGAAGCUGCGCUUUGAGGACUCCCUGGAUUUUAUUGGACUCGAUGUGAAGAUGGCAGAAGAGUCUUCCUCAUCCUCUUCUCCUGCUGCCUCUUCUCAGCAGCAGCACCAGCAACAAUUCAAAAAUAAAAGCCUUUUGAUUUCUUCUGUGGCUGUGGGGCAUCAUGCAAAUGGCUUGACCAAAGCUGCCUCCUCCACGGUCUCCAGUUUCGCCAACAGUAAACCUGGCUCUGCCAAGAAGUUAGUGAUCAAGAACUUUAAAGAUAAGCCUAAAUUGCCUGAAAACUACACAGAUGAAACUUGGCAAAAACUGAAAGAAGCUGUGGAAGCUAUCCAGAAUAGUACUUCAAUUAAGUACAAUUUAGAAGAGCUCUAUCAGGCUGUUGAAAAUCUCUGCUCCUACAAGAUUUCUGCAAAUUUGUAUAAACAAUUGAGACAGAUUUGUGAAGACCACAUCAAAGCACAAAUUCAUCAAUUCAGAGAGGAUUCGCUGGAUAGUGUUCUUUUUCUAAAGAAAAUAGACAAAUGUUGGCAAGAUCACUGCAGACAAAUGAUCAUGAUUAGGAGUAUCUUUUUGUUCCUGGAUCGAACUUAUGUUCUUCAGAAUUCAAUGCUGCCAUCAAUUUGGGAUAUGGGUUUAGAGUUGUUUAGGACUCAUAUAAUUAGCGAUCAGAAAGUUCAGAACAAGACCAUUGAUGGCAUUCUUCUCCUGAUUGAGAGGGAAAGAAAUGGUGAAGCUAUUGAUAGGAGUUUGCUCCGAAGCCUUCUAAGUAUGCUUUCUGAUUUGCAGAUUUAUCAAGAUUCUUUUGAACACAGAUUCUUGGAAGAGACUAAUCGUCUUUAUGCAGCAGAGGGACAGAGGCUUAUGCAAGAACGAGAGGUUCCAGAGUAUCUUCAUCAUGUCAACAAGCGAUUAGAAGAAGAAGCAGACAGAAUUAUCACAUAUUUGGAUCAGAGUACACAGAAGCCACUAAUUGCUACUGUAGAAAAGCAACUGCUAGGUGAACAUUUAACAGCCAUUCUUCAGAAAGGUUUAAACCACCUUCUUGAUGAAAACCGAAUUCAAGACUUGUCUCUUCUGUAUCAGUUGUUCAGUCGGGUCAGAGGUGGAGUGCAAGUUCUCUUACAGCAUUGGAUUGAAUACAUUAAGGCAUUUGGUAGCACUAUAGUAAUUAACCCAGAAAAAGAUAAAACUAUGGUCCAAGAACUGCUAGACUUUAAGGAUAAAGUUGAUCAUAUUAUUGAUGUCUGCUUUUUGAAGAAUGAGAAAUUUGUCAAUGCUAUGAAAGAAGCUUUUGAAACCUUCAUUAACAAGAGACCAAAUAAACCAGCUGAACUGAUAGCUAAGUAUGUGGAUUCAAAACUACGUGCAGGCAACAAAGAAGCUACUGAUGAAGAACUUGAAAAAAUGCUGGAUAAAAUUAUGAUUAUAUUUAGGUUCAUUUAUGGAAAAGAUGUCUUUGAGGCCUUCUAUAAGAAAGAUCUAGCAAAGCGGCUUUUAGUUGGGAAAAGUGCAUCGGUAGAUGCAGAAAAAUCUAUGCUUUCCAAACUCAAACAUGAAUGUGGAGCUGCUUUCACCAGCAAGCUUGAAGGAAUGUUUAAAGACAUGGAGCUUUCAAAAGACAUCAUGAUACAGUUUAAACAGUAUAUGCAAAAUCAGAAUGUACCUGGCAACAUUGAACUAACAGUGAACAUCCUGACUAUGGGUUAUUGGCCAACCUAUGUGCCUAUGGAAGUCCACUUACCACCAGAGAUGGUAAAACUUCAAGAGAUUUUCAAAACCUUUUACCUGGGAAAACACAGUGGUAGGAAACUUCAGUGGCAAUCAACACUAGGUCACUGUGUGCUAAAAGCAGAAUUUAAAGAGGGAAAAAAAGAGCUUCAAGUCUCUUUGUUCCAGACACUGGUGCUACUUAUGUUUAAUGAAGGAGAGGAGUUCAGUUUAGAGGAGAUAAAGCAAGCUACUGGGAUAGAGGAUGGAGAGUUAAGGAGAACACUCCAGUCAUUAGCUUGUGGCAAAGCUAGAGUACUGACUAAAAGUCCAAAAGGCAAAGAUGUGGAAGAUGGUGAUAAAUUUACAUGCAAUGAUGAUUUCAGACACAAACUCUUCAGGAUAAAGAUCAACCAAAUCCAGAUGAAAGAAACGGUAGAGGAGCAGGCAAGCACUACAGAGAGAGUAUUUCAGGACCGGCAGUACCAGAUUGAUGCUGCAAUUGUGCGAAUCAUGAAGAUGCGCAAGACUCUGAGCCACAAUUUGCUUGUGUCAGAGGUGUACAACCAGCUUAAAUUCCCAGUAAAGCCUGCUGACCUUAAGAAGAGAAUAGAAUCCUUAAUUGACAGGGACUACAUGGAAAGAGACAAAGAGAACCCAAACCAGUACAACUAUAUUGCAUAAACAUAUGUUGGCCUUUGUUUUUCUGCACAUUUGGUGUAUACUAAAUUGCCGGUGGAUAAACUAGCCUGUUGAUCCCAUUAUUUGACUUUUUAUACUACCGAGGAAUGAAUGAAAGCGGUGUAAUGGAAAAGUAUAGUAGAGUGAACUUUUUUCAGUGGUUAACAUGCCCAUUUAAAGAGUACUAUUUACAUUUUAAGAAGAAUGCUGUUGAACUCUUUGCAUGUUAUUUAGUAUGAUGUGCAGAAAACUGUAAGAAAGUACCUGGUCUUUGUGAUUCCAUUUGUCUCUGAGUCUGAAGAGGAGUCCCUUGGUAUAUGGCUAAUGUUCUUUUACACUUGUAUGAAGCAGAAGGUUAAUUAACAUACAGAAGAGAGCCUUUAAAAUGCUUAAACUGCAUGCAAACUUUUAAUUUACUGUACAGAAUACUGGAUAUAUCUAUCAAAUAGCAAAAUGACCAAUGAUUUUGAUUCACUCCUAUUUGGAUUUCACCCUUGGGGCUGGAUAAUAAUUACCAAGUCAAGUUAUGCUUAUUAUGUAGAAAACAUCUUCUCUUCCAAUUCAGACAAAAUGUAAAUGAAUUCGUAACAGCAUAAAAUGAUUUGUAAGGUUACAGAAUAUGUGCCAUUCUUUAAAUAACUGUGCUAUAGUAAAACUCUAAACAAGCUUAGACUUGUAUUUAUAUGGUUUACCCCAAAAUGUAAAGUAUUUGCUCUCUUCUUAAUAUAAAACAGCAGCAACAGAAACUCAGUUCUUACUAGCCAUGGGCAGGAGAGUACAACUCUCUGCAACAGUACUCAGCAAAAAAUGUAUUUUAAAGUGAGGCAAAAAGCAACUGUUUUUGCCAAAAACAACAACAACAACCCUACAUGAAUAAAAAUUACAAAUGGAUUUUAAUACUAUUUUUCUUUGCAACAACCUAAAUGGCUUGAACUUCAUCUUAGGUUUAGAAAGGGUGAGAAUCUUAUAGACGUGUCCUGCCUUGUAUUGCUUUUAGGUAUUAACUCAAUCCAACCUAAAGCUUUAAGAACUCAGCCCUGGACAGUAGCAGGCUUUGCUUCCAAGAGCCCAAAGUCUACCUCUCAUACAGAAAGAUACUUAAAUAUUACUUUAAGACACCUAGAUCCUGUUUUCUUCGUUUACAUGAGCAUUAUUUGGAUCUUUAUGAAACCUGGGAGUAAAAAAUUGCUUGAAUACAGAGACUCACCAAACAGUGCUUGACAUUUUUGCAACAGGAACCUUUUUUUCUCUAAGCAGAAUAUUUCAAGAUCAUAAAGUGGCAGCAUAAGUUAUUUUUUCCAGUUUUUACAGAUAUUUGAACACUCCUCUGCACAUCAUCUGGUCAGUCAUCUAGUUUCAGCCAUGCUGCAUAGCAGGAUGAAGACUCUGAUCCACUUUCAGGCAUCUACAUCCCUGAGAAAUGCCAGACAACCCUUGGAGGCAAGAAAAUGUUACUUUAUUUAAAAAUAAUAAUAAUGGCCUUUCCUUAACCUGUCUGAUUGGCACUCACCUAUUCUUAAUCUAUUCUUUUGUCAAUUUAAGGCCCUGUGGAAUACAUAAUCCCUAUAGUGAGUGUGUGAGCACAUAUGUAUGGUAUAAGUUGUCUCAAUUUUUUUCCUCAAACUUUUUACCAAAAGUGCUCACUUGAUAGAAGAAAAGAAGGUAGCUUGUCCCAAAUAAACAGUACCGCUUAUUUCUUAUCCUUCCCUCAAAGCUGACUUCCUGUAAAAUGUGCACAGCUCUCCACAUGAGCCAUAGUAAAAAACCUGUUAGUUUUUUUGCCUACUUGUUUGUUGUCAUUCUGAUCCAGUGAGAGACAUUCAGAGCCACCUUUACCUUCAAGAGGGAUAAUUUUUCCAGGCGGGUGUUUCUUGCUGGAGACUGCUUUGGCAGGGAGUCAGACAAGCCUUUAAUUAUUAGCUCACAAUCAGAGAGCCACUAGGGAGAGUAUAACAAUGAAAUUAAGAUCAUGGCUUUUCUAUAUUAUUUUUAAAUUUCUUUCAGUAUCAGUUGCAUUGUGUGUCUCUUCUCCAUGUAUGUGGGGAUUCUUUUCUCUCUAGGAUAUUGUUGGGGGAGGGGCAUCAAAAGGUUCCCUUUUAGGGAAGGAUGGAAACCAACAUAUUUGACUGCCCCUGCUCCAAUCUGUUGCAGCAGUUAAAUACAACCAAAGCCACAUAUUGAAAAAUGAGAUGGUUAGACUCUCUAAUUAGAUGGGUGUUAAAUUUCAACUAUAAUUAGCCAGAAGAUUUUGUGAGGGUUUUUUGUUUACUUUGAUAAUUCCAUUUAUUUCAACAUGUAAAUGCAGAGACUAUUGUGUAGGAAAUUCAUGUCCUAAAUUGUCAUCAUGCUUCAAAGAUUUGACACUGAAAACCAAAUUAACCUUUUCACUUGGAGUUCAGCUAUUCAAGUAACUCAAUGAAUGGUUUAUGAGAAUGCUGGCUAAACUAGAUACUGAAGAAAAGCAGGGGAAAGUAUGUCCUCAUAUCCCUUUAUUUACCACACUGGCAUAUCCCCCAACAAAUUGUUCAUUUCUUCUCUAGUGGUUUUUGCUCCUGGUUAGUGACAAAGCUGUAGCCAAGAUUAGCAUCCAGCUAUACUUGCUGGGAUCAUGUGCCUGCCUAUUGAGCCACAAUAUUAAUUUUGUUUUAGUGGGCUUGGACCACAACUCAUUUGGCUAUUGAACAGAUUGUCUGUCUGGCCACAUUUUUAAUCCUGACUCUUGCAUGCAGUUUAUAGCAGACUUGUUCAUAAGAAAAUGCAGUUUAUUCUUAGAAGUAUAUAUUUUAGGUUUUUAAUCUUUAUACCCAUAAAUGGACUUUUUUUUUGUCUUGGCUGGUUUAAAAAAAGUGACCAUUUUGUUUAAAUGCUGUAAUUGCGAAAGUGUUGUAAACAUUGUUUUGUUCUAUAGUUCACACAAAGGUGCCAAAGUAAAUAGUUAAUAAGAGACCUAACAAAUUUGUUAAGUUGCUUUAGCUGUGGUUUAUAUUUUGAUCUAAUGCUCAUUUUUGUCACAGUAUUUUUCAUUUCCCUAAACAUAUCAUUUGCCCUAAUGCUUUCUUUUAAACAAUGUUUUAUUUGUGCAUCUAAAAAAAAGUUGAAAUGCCACUGUUUUUUAGUGAUUUCAUAUAAUAGGAAGAGUAUUUUCUUUGAAAAGUUACAGUAAAGUUGUAAGAGUACAGCAGCAUUCAAAAAAAAUGUAAUAUACUUUUUGUAUAACAAUUCUUCAGAAGUAUGUCUGGAGUGGGAAAAAACUAACCCUGUUACUUUUAAAAAGCCUCUUCACUCGGCCACUAGACUAUAAAAUUGUGCUUGUUUACUGCAUCAAAAUGUUAUAGUUAUGCAGAUUUGCAAAUGGGGCAUGUCACCUUUGCGUCCUCUAAUGCAAAAAGCAAAACCUUUUUAAUGUUUCAUAACAAGUCUAAAAUGGGUACAGAGAGUCUUUGUUAAGUUGGUAAAUAAUGUAAAUAUAUGUCCUUUCAAAGAGUGAGUCUGUUAUCUAGGUAUUUUGUGUCAUUUAAUAAAUAUUAAACAGUUUUGUGUUGAUAAACUCUUA